Messenger RNA from Hippopotamus amphibius kiboko, 2260 nucleotides. It is a transcript of the gene TMUB2, whose product is annotated as transmembrane and ubiquitin like domain containing 2. Gene Ontology annotation, molecular function: protein binding. Lineage: Eukaryota; Metazoa; Chordata; Mammalia; Artiodactyla; Hippopotamidae. The record is from RefSeq and is a predicted model, not a curated record. The coding region runs from base 401 to 1369 and encodes 322 amino acids. The transcript has 3 exons.
UCUACCCCUCGCGGGUUGGGAGAAGUGGGUUUGGGCGGCCGGAACUGGGCAGCCUUUCGGCUUGGGUGGACCCACGGACCCCUCUCCAGCGCCGCGGGAAUAGGACCGCCCAAACGCGGAGGCUUCGCGUAAGAAAAGGCCGGAUCGGGGACCCCUCCUCACCGCGCCGUCAGGGUCGCCCACAGGUUGAGGAGAGAGCAAAGGCCUCUGAGGAGGGAGACCUGGGGUCGUGCCCGGCCCCCCCCUCGAAAGUUCCCUGUGGAUGUGCCAUUCGUUUUUGCCUCUGUUCGCCGCAUUUUCCUUUUCUGUAAAUCGGGGUUAAUGACAUUAACCUUCUUACCAUCAGGGGUUAGUGGUGGGAGUGAUAAAUAAUUGCUACUAUUUGUUUACUAAACAAUCGAUGAUUUCCCAUCAUCUUCAAAACAGCCGUAUGAGUGUGGACCCAGUCAGCAGCCAGGCCAUGGAACUCUCUGAUGUCACCCUUAUUGAGGGUGUGGGUAAUGAGGUGACUGUGGUGGCAGGUGUGGUGGUGCUGAUUCUAGCCUUGGUCCUAGCUUGGCUCUCUACCUACGUAGCAGACAGCAGUAGCAACCAGCUCCUGGGCACUAUUGUGUCAUCUGGCGACACAUCCAUCCUCCACCUGGGGCACGUGGACCAUCUGGUGGCAGGCCAAGGCACCCCAGAGCCAACCGAACUCCCCCAUCCAUCAGAGGGUAAUGAUGAGAAGGCUGAAGAGGCUGGCGAAGGUGGGGGAGACGCCACAGGGGAACCUGGAGCUGGGGGUGGUGUUGAGCCCAGCCUUGAGCAUCUGCUUGACAUCCAAGGCCUGCCCAAAAGACACGCGGGCCCGGGGAGCAGUGGUCCAGAGGCGCCCCUGAGAUCUGAGGAUAGCACCUGCCUACCUCCCAGCCCCAGUCUCAUCAACGUGCGGCUCAAAUUUCUCAAUGACACCGAGGAGCUGGCUGUGGCCAGGCCAGAGGAUACUGUGGGUGCUCUGAAGAGUAAAUACUUCCCUGGACAGGAGGGCCAGAUGAAACUGAUCUACCAGGGCCGCCUGCUGCAGGACCCAGCCCGCACACUGCGUUCCCUGAACAUUACCGACAACUGUGUGAUUCACUGUCACCGCUCACCCCCUGGGUCAGCUGUUCCAGGCCCCUCGGCCUCCCUGGCCCCCUCCUCGGCCACUGAGCCACCCAGCCUCGGCGUCAGUGUGGGCAGCCUCAUGGUGCCUGUGUUUGUGGUGCUGCUGGGUGUGGUCUGGUACUUCCGUAUCAAUUACCGUCAGUUCUUCACAGCACCUGCCACUGUCUCCCUGGUGGGGGUCACUGUCUUCUUCAGCUUCCUAGUAUUUGGGAUGUAUGGACGAUAAGGACCAUAGGGAGAAAAAUGAAAGGCAUGGUCUUCCUCCUUUAUGGCCUCCCCCCUUUCCUGGCCAGAGCUGGGCCCAAGCGCCUGGGAAGGGAGGGUGGAAAGGAUGUGGCAGGUCCUCCUCCGUAGGACCCAGGAGGCAGGCACGGGGCCUCCCCUUCACGUCCACAAGGGUACAGAAGUCCCAUCUGUGCAAGCACAACUCAGGUAGAAAUGAGAAUGUCAUCUUCCUUCACUUUUAAGGUCCUGAAGUUCAGAGCUGAGCUGGUGGCCCAGCUCAAUGGGGAGCCUGGGCUCUGAGGAUUCUCUCCCAGCUGUGGCCCUAGCUCUUUCCAUCAUCCUGCAUGUCUACUCAGCCCCCAGGGCUGCCUGGCAGGGCAGCUCAGCAUGGCCCCAGCAUAAUUCUGUAGGGAGCCUGGAGAGUCUUUCGGUUCCUUAGUGGAAUAACCAUCUUUUGAGACUAAAAGUCACACAGGCAGGAGUGCAGUUUGUGUCAGCUUUCCCUGUAGGCACCUGGCCACCUCUACCUUCUCUCCCCACCCUGUAGCGGGAGUAGGGUGUUCUCUGUGUUCUGGACAGUUUCCAGUGUUCUUUUUUUCAAAGCACUUUGCUUAUAUUCUUUUUUUUCUUUUUAAUAGUCCUUUAUAGAGCUCAGUCAGGAAGGGGAUCGGGGCACAACGCCAAGCCCCCAGCAUUGGGAGAGGCCGGGCCACAGCUGCUGCCAGGCCUAAGGCUGUAAGCAGGAGGCAGCUCUGGCCAUCAGCCAGUGUCCUACCCUGCCCAGCUCCAAGGAGGAGCUCUGGGUACAGAGCCCUGGGCCCCAGGCCCUUGCCGCUGGGGCUCUUGGAUGGAGAGUCACUAUCUGUGACUGAAUAAAGUUCCAUUUUGUGGC